Molecule: messenger RNA, 899 nt
Organism: Tilletiaria anomala UBC 951
Lineage: Eukaryota; Fungi; Basidiomycota; Exobasidiomycetes; Georgefischeriales; Tilletiariaceae
Product: cysteine proteinase
Exons: 5
Coding region: 46-786 (246 amino acids)
Biological process (GO): ubiquitin-dependent protein catabolic process; protein deubiquitination
Cellular component (GO): cytoplasm
Molecular function (GO): cysteine-type deubiquitinase activity
Source: RefSeq, a predicted model, not a curated record
ACGCCCACUGGCGGAUUCGGAACAUUAGCGCAUCAGCCCUGACACAUGGCCAGCAUGAGUGUUGACGAGCCCUCAGCCGUUCGAUGGGUCCCGUUGGAGUCCGACCCUGAGUUGUUCACGGCUUGGGCCCACAAGAUGGGCCUGCAGGAAGGCACUUUUCAAUACUACGAUGUGUUUGGUCUUGACGAUGCUUUACUCGACAUGGUUCCAAGCCCAGCUGAGGCGGUGUUGCUCCUCUUUCCGGUAUCUAAAGAGUACGAGGAAAAGAGGUUGGAAGAUGACAAAGACAUAGAUGAGGCAGCCACCGCCGAAGCGACAGGUGAUUCUCUGUGGUUCAAGCAGACCAUCGGCAAUGCCUGUGGCACGAUGGGCCUGUUGCACUCGCUCGCUAACAGCUCUGCGCGGGAAUGCAUUAAGGCUGACUCGCCGCUUGCCAAGCUGCUCGAGAAAGCUACAUCGCUUUCACCCCGAGACCGUGCAGCCUUGCUUGUUGAAUCUCAGGAGCUUCAUCAAGUUCAUAGCGACAUUUCAGCCCAGGGGCAGACGGAGGCACCUUCGGCUGAAGCAAAUGUGGAUCUACAUUUCGAUUGCUUUGUUCGAGACAAGAAGACCGGCGAGUUAAUCGAGCUCGAUGGACGGCGGAAGGGUCCCGUGCAUUGCGGAGUGCAAGUGCCUACGCAGGAAGCCUUGCUCAAGACUGCUGCCAAAUGGAUCCAGGAAUCUUACAUGAGCUUGAACCCAGAAGAGCUGAACUUCAAUCUCAUCGCUCUUGCGCCGGUGCAGUGAUCAUCUAGUCGUUCAUCACGCGCGGUUUCCGACGAGAGACCUUUCAUUGCUAGAGACAUUGCGUAGUAAUACAAAUAUGCAUGCAAUCUGGAUGUACUCGGGUUAAACAGCAG